AUGGAAUUAAGGGGAAGAGUACAGAGGGCAAACGAGACGUUACAAGACUUUGCAGCUGAGGUGGAACUUUUGGUGCUAAUGACGUAUCCAGGAGAGGAUCACCCAUUGCUGGACCGUAUGAAAAUCGAAACCUUUGUGAAUGGCAUACGUGACCCUGAGAUUAAGUAUGCAACAUAUGCGUCACCAAAAGCAUCAUUUUCCGAAACUGUGUCGUUUGCCCUUGCCCAAGAGACGGCAAGAAUAGUUGUUAAGCCCCAGACCCACAAGAUUCGCCAACUGGAGACCGAAGGUUGCGAACCCAAAUCUCUCGUUAACUCGAUCGAAGACGCCAUGAGGCGGGUAAUAGAAGAGACAAAACUGCGCACAGCAACGGGGGAGCCCGCGGCAGUACACGGCAAGAUUACCCUGAGACUAACUAUUGCCAAUAAAUCGGAGAAUUACGAGUUUAUAGUUGCCGAUAUCGUAGACGAAGUGAUAAUAGGCGCAGAUUUUAUGAUUGCCUUUGGUAUCAAUCUGGAUAUGAAAGAACGUGUGAUGACCUGGUCUAACGUCGAAAUUCCGUUAAACGUGGGCUACGAUGAAAGUACACCCAUUAGACGUCUGACCACGGACCAUCCAAAGAUAAUACCGCCCUGUGCCGAAGCAAUAAUAUGGGUACCAAUGAAUGGAGAUUGUGGAGCCGAGAAGUUGUGGGUGGUGGAACCAGCAGAAAACAGAAACAUGGUCAUGGAUUACUUCAGUAAAUGGCCAGAGGUUUAUGCUAUCCCAAAUCAAGAAGCCAGGACAAUUGUGGAUGUGUUCAGCAGAAAUUGGAUUUGUCGCUAUGGUGUUCCAUCUGAGGUUCAUUCCGAUCAAGGGAGGAAUUUUGAAUCAGCGAUCUUCAAGGAAAUGUGUGACUCCUACGGAAUCAAGAACACCAGAACGACGCCCCUACAUCCACAAUCAGAUGGCAUGGUGGAAAGAUUCAAUCGCACCCUGGAAGAACAUCUACGGAAAGUGGUGGACAGUGGCCAACGAGACUGGGAUGAGCAUAUUCCCAAGUUUUUACUGGCUUAUAGAUCGGCCAUUCAUGAUUCCACAUCCCGGACCCCAGCCAAAGUUCUGUUCGGAAAUGAAUUAAAGCUACCUGGCGAUUUUAUAUUCGGUGCUACCCCAAACGACGAUGUGAACCAAGAUGAAGACAGUCAAAACUCUUUUAGUAAAGUCCACGAUGCAGUCCGAUAUCGAAUAAAAAUGGUUAGCAACCGCAUGAAGGCAAGGUACGAUCGAGCGGCAAAUACCGAUGGGUUUCAAGAAGGGCAACUGGUACUAUUGUUCAACCCACAACGAAAGAAAGGACUAUGCCCCAAAUUACAAACGCACUGGGAAGGACCCUACAAGAUUGUCACGAAAAUAAAUGACGUCGUUUAUCGCAUCCAGAGGAGCGACAGUCCCAGGUCGAAGAUGAAAGUUGUACAUUUGGAGCGGCUGACCCCCUACGGAACGGGAACUGUGCCUAUUCGGGACGAACAGGCUUAA
Musca domestica (house fly) is the source of this 1518-nucleotide messenger RNA. RefSeq lists its product as uncharacterized. Gene Ontology annotation, molecular function: nucleic acid binding. The transcript is spliced from 3 exons. The coding region runs from base 1 to 1518 and encodes 505 amino acids. NCBI's taxonomy places the organism in Eukaryota, Metazoa, Arthropoda, Insecta, Diptera, Muscidae. Gene Ontology annotation, biological process: DNA integration. The record is from RefSeq and is a predicted model, not a curated record.